AUGUCUUCAACCGCUCAGACCACCAUUACCAACGUUGACAACAACGACAUCGCCAACACCGUGGUUGUUGGCAUCAUCCUCGGUGUUGUCUUCUGCAGCUUCUGGGGCACCGUCAUGUUUAAGCUGUUCGCGUCCAAGAUCUACGUGCUCAUCCACCGAGUCAACACCCUCACCGAACUCACUCAGAGCAUACAAGCGCAAGUCGCACAAGUGCAAGCCGCUCAAUUCCGUGCGACCAACAUGGCUCCAUACCUUCGGCAGCAUCGAUUCGCUCGUCUUCGUCACGCUUUGCGCCGUUUGCAAGGCGCUCAGGAGAUCAUGAGUAUAUUGGUCAAUGUUACAGCGACAGUCACUCUCGCUCUUUGGCUUUCCCGUAUGGUGGUCCAACCUUUGUAG
Macroventuria anomochaeta is the source of this 396-nucleotide messenger RNA. RefSeq lists its product as uncharacterized. The transcript has a single exon. NCBI's taxonomy places the organism in Eukaryota, Fungi, Ascomycota, Dothideomycetes, Pleosporales, Didymellaceae. Bases 1 to 396 code for a protein of 131 amino acids. The record is from RefSeq and is a predicted model, not a curated record.